AUGGGCUCUUUCUCGUUCGGGGUGAGUGAGGUGAUCAAGGAGCCCGUGUCCGGUUGGUUCAAGUUGCUCAAUCAGGAAGAAGGUGAAUUCUAUGCCCUGCCAUGUAUCGACGAGGCCGGUGCCGCGAUUUCCGAGUUACGGAAGCGUAUGGAGGUAAAAAUAAAACUCCUAUUUGCUCUCCUUAGGUAUUAUCAUCUUCCCUUUUACCGGACGGUUGAACAGGAAGAUGUUUGUUAUUUCGUUUUCGUUUGA
Echinostoma caproni is the source of this 252-nucleotide messenger RNA. NCBI's taxonomy places the organism in Eukaryota, Metazoa, Platyhelminthes, Trematoda, Plagiorchiida, Echinostomatidae. The record is from the annotation of a GenBank genome assembly.